This is a messenger RNA of Rhopilema esculentum, 3942 nucleotides long. Its product is annotated as protein NDNF. The record is from RefSeq and is a predicted model, not a curated record. NCBI's taxonomy places the organism in Eukaryota, Metazoa, Cnidaria, Scyphozoa, Rhizostomeae, Rhizostomatidae.
AAUUUUCAAUCGACUUCACUUACAUUCUAACUGGCCAUGAUUAAUCUAGUCAAUAUCUGAGCCUACCGCCAUGGCCGUGUCCACAACCUACUCUGAGCCGCUCCCAUUGCAAGCCAAAUAUGUAUGGACUUUAAUAGAAUUGGCUCCAGAUCUUUAGCUAGCCUCACUACUGAACCAAUGUAAAUUUUCGCUCAACCUUGUGAUCUAGUGGAUUACGUCUGGCUAAACAUUCUCACACUCUUAACAGAAAGAAGGGCAUGCCAGUUAAAUAAUUAGCGUUUGUUUAAAAGAACGUCUUGGUUCCUGAGUCAACGAGUUCGAGCAAACAUAAAAGCUCACCAGACAGAAGUCGCAAAGGGUCCGAAGAAAUAAAGAAGGGCACGAUAAGAUAUGAAAUACAUUGAAUGGAGUUUGGAGGACAGCGGGGAUUUCGAAUGUGGUGGCCUCUGUGGUAAAAAGUAAAUAAUUUUGAAGUGCUCUCUGAACCACUAGCACAGUUACCGCGAAACUAAAGCAUGACGAUCCUUUGAGACACUGUGAUUUUCAUCUUUACAGACAAUCAAAGGGAUUUAACCAGAUAAAAUGAUUAUGUUAACUUGCCACUGACUUCGCCCAGUGGACUCUUGCGGUUACCUGCAGGUAUUUCAUAUGUCACCAGCUUGAAUAGUAAACGGUGUGUUUCGCCUAGAUUGUGUCGAGUCUUUUGAAACACCAACCAUAAAGGACAUGCUGCUACUUGUGUUAAGUAUAUAAACGAGUCGUAACAACUCGCGAGGUUAACUGUCCUGUCCUUUGCCCGUCAACGUUGAGCCACGAGCGAGGUAUGAUGGAGUCUCUCACCACAAUGAAACUGAUAAUCAGCAUUCUGGUUUUUAGUCACUUGCGCAUAUCGUUUGCAGCACAAAGACCGUCAAUGGACGAGAAAAAGCAGAGGCUUAUUCAAUUAAUUGGAAAUUCGGUGGCCAUGAAUUUAAGCUCUCAAGUCAAGACGAACGGUGUUGCAAGCCCAGUAUCGCUGCCUCCAUGGGCGGCUGAUGAAGCCUUUUUUGAGUUGCAUGAGAAUAAAUCGUCCUUAGCAAUUUUUAUCGAUUUGAUGUGUUUUGCCAGCUUACAGUGGACUGUCAGUUAUCUUGAUUACAGCGACAUUAUGCAGAACAAUUGGAAAAGAGUUGAGAUCGAUAUGCCAAGAAACAAAAAAGGACCUAAAACAUUCUUACAUGUGAAAAAUUUCGACUCCAACAACGUGGCUGUUGCCUUAGCCGUCUACGAAACAAAGGACUCUCAACUUUUUACACUGCAUGAAGCACCUAAAGGAUUUUACAAAAUAGAGAUGCGAUCCACGACAAGCUUUACGCAGGUCGUUGGAGUUUCGGUGCUGGUGGGUGGCAGCUUAGAAUUAGGAAUGCCCCAACUGCCACCUGACAAAAUAUUAUCGGUGGCACAUUUAGCGAAUGGCUAUGUUAACUUGUAUUGGGAACCUGCAAAAAUGACGGAAAAAGAGAGUGAAAACACCAAAGCGAAUAUCGACUAUUGUGUCUCUGUUAACACGAAAAGAAACUUUGAUCGUCUUUGCCAAGCCCAAGACUUGAUGAAAAAAAACCCAUCAGACAUGAUUAUAUUUUAUUGUGUUCGUGGUCGAAACCAGUUUAAUCUACGAAAGCACUUAAGUAGCGAUGUGAACUAUCACGUGAACGUAUUUGCUGUCAAUCCGCAUUCGAAUCGAAGCCGAGCAUACGCUGGAUUAACGCUACCUAAGCACAGAUCUUCGCUUACAAGUCGCCUUAGGCAGGAUUCAACGCUUAAUCUUAAAAUCGAUCUGAAAACAGGCUACCAUGUGGUUCAAUUCGAGGUGGCAAGGCAGGGUACGACGCGUCUUACUGUCAUCGCUUGUGAAGGACCAGUUCUUGUUACUAUCACUCAUGAAUCAAGAGUCUUGAGGAAAUACCAAGCCUACGGUGUAAAGACCAACACAAUCAAAGCUGCUCCAGUGGGAACCUAUUUUGUGACACUAAACAAAAAAAUAGACGGGGAACUAAACCUAAGAAUCCACUUGUCUUCCAGCAAACGUUGGGGGCCUUUCCCAAGACUGCCAAAAGGCAGAGGUGUCAAAGAAUGGCCAAUGCUACGCACAUGCACAAGUGUCACUAUUGCCUGGUUAGCAGCAAAAGGAAAGCAACAGUUUUGUCUGUAUAUUGGACGAUUUAGCACGAAAAUAUACAAGAAAUUAGGCAACGUCUGCUUUAAACCAAUGUCUGAUUCUGGGGUUCGUAGGAUCAUCUGUAUCAAUAAGCGCAUUCGCAAAAAUCACAAGGCCAUUUUCACAAGAACAAUUAAAGGCUUGAGGCCUUGUACAUCCUACGUGUUCUAUAUCCAAGUCAAAAGGAGAAGGUCGACGGACACGCUGAUUUACAGACCAUUGACACUACGGACCAGGUGCAAAAGAUGCCUUAUGGAUGCCUAGAAGCAGUAUUUCUGAUUCCUAGAAGCAGUAUUUCUGAUUCCUAGAUGAAGUAUUUGUGAUGCCUAGAGGACGCAUUUCUGAUGCCAAGAGCUUGUACAGAUUUCGAGCCCUGAAGAGCACAAAGUAAUGGGAUCGAAUUUUGUAACAACGUAUAAAUUAUUUAUAAUUCAAGUUGAUUUUAUUCACAAUGAAUAUGAACUGCAAAUCAAUGCAAGUCUUAAAAGUGUGUGAUUUCGUUUUUAGAAAUUUUCAUGCUUAAGAAGAGAAUUCUUAAUUUGUCUUCUUCUUUUUCUUGUCCAACAUUUUUUGCACAACUUGUAUUUCUUCUAAGUAUGACGUUUUAAAUUAGAAGUUUACAGUUGAUAUAUAUCUUAUUUUUUCAUGGUCUUUUCUAACCAAUUUCUUGCCAUUUUAGUAACCAAAAUUCAGGCAGCAAAUACUUCAUUUUCAUACGAGAGAGCUGCCAUUAUCGGGUGUUGCUGCACCCAGAGAUAGCAACACAUAUGUCAGUUUUGGUGACAUCAACAAUUUCAAGUUUCAUGCAUUCAAUUCCGGUCAUAGAAAAUAUAAUUUUCUUAAAAUUCUGCUUAAAAUCAUUUUCUCUGGGUGUAAAGUAAAUCUCUCGAUAGAGUUCUAAAGAAUAAAACCUAUGCAAUUACUUUUUUCUGUCAAAUUCUAGAAAAAAGAUUUAUCCCCUUCAUUUCAAUUGAAGUCACACCUUGCCUAAGGGGUUUUAAAUAGACUUAAAGAUUUAGAAAAGCUUAUGACAAUAACAUCCUACACAGAAAUUUUUUUAUUGCACUUGUUUCCGGAUGACCAAUAGUUAUAUUAUAUAUGAAAAUUUCAAAGAAUCAAUUUUAACGAACAGCAGUUUAAAGAAAGGUUAAAAACUUGAUGAAGACAUAGUCAGUGAUGAUUUUAAACGCUGAAACGCAGCAAAAUAUGUGAAAUGUUUUUAGGGUUAUAAAGGCGAGGCAUUUUUUCACGGGGAAUAGCAGGUGAAUAUGGCAGGGGCAGAAAAAUCUGUCUUGAACUGGCACGGGGUGGAAUAUCAUGCAGAAGAGGAAACUUAAGACAGACUGAGGGUAGAAAACCCCAGCUUGCAAAGGAAGCGGGGAAAUGGAAAAUUACCUGGAUCACUUGACUUUUCGAGCGGGGACUCUAAGGUCGAGAAAUUUAUCGCCGGGGUGCAUUUCACCGGGCUUGUUACACAGAUACUAAAUAGAAUAGGCGUGACCUGCAUAAAACUGGGUAGCAAAAAGGCUUGAAAAGACUUUGGGAAACAAUGAACAAGAAGAUCAGCCCGCCAGACAAGAAGGUGACGUUUUCGUGGUAUUUUAUUGACCAAAUCUACUUUGGUUUUACACCCAUCCUUAAAUAUUUUAAACGGCUUGAAAUUCAUCACAGUCAAAAGGUCACAAUUUGGUCAAUCAGAUAAUCAGAAAAUGACAUGGCUUUUGUGAAUGAUUUUAUCAUUGACU